GAGCGGGGUUCGCCAUGAAUCAAGAUUCCAAGCAUCAUAGAGUGAAUAGAGUUAGAGAAUGGCUCCCUCUGUUGCUGCAGCUCUAAUUCAACCCGUAGAGGCUCGUCCGUCCAUAGGUAAAAUCAAAUACUUAGAAAAUGUCCCACUAAUCGAUCUAGCUCCACUUCAAAUGCCCCAAAAUUCCUCCAAGGAGGAUGCCAUCGCUAGUAUAGCUAAACAAGUGCACAAUGCCAUGAAAGAGUGGGGCUUCUUUGUAGUAGUUAACCAUUGUCUGUCGCCUGAUCUCUGGUCUAAUCUGAAGAAGGCUAUGGCUGGUUUCUCAGCUUUGCCAUAUGAGGAGAAGAAGAAGGUGGCUAGAGAUCUAAGGAACCCUUGGGGUUACAAUGACAAGGACCACACCAAGAAUGUCCAAGAUUGGGUUGAAGUUUUCGAUUAUAUGUCAACGGAGGAGCUCGAGAUACCGCAGAACAUGGAGCCCGACUGUAAGGAGACCAAAAUUAUGGGGAACUUGUGGCCAGAAAAGCCGGACGAUUUCAAGAAAAUAUGCCAGGACUUCUCCCAAGAGAGCGUCAAGUUGAUGUAUCAAUUGAUGGAGCUCAUUUCUCUGAGCUUGGGCCUCCCAUCUGAUCGAUUGCAUCGCUAUUUCGAGGAGAACGUGGCCUAUGUUCGCAUAAAUCACUACUCACCGUGCCCACACCCAGAUUUGGCCUUGGGCAAAGGAGCUCACAGAGAUGGAAGUGCAUUCACCCUUUUAACCACUGAUGAGGUUAGUGGAUUCGAGGUUUAUCGAAGGUCAGACGGUCAGUGGCUAAGGCUUAGGCCCAUACCCAACUCUUACAUCAUUGUUGCCGGUGAUGUUCUUCAGGUAUGGAGCAAUGACAUUUAUGAUAGCCUGCUCCAUAGAGUGGUCUUGGACUCUCAAGUUGAGAGGUACUCAGCCAUCCAUGUGGCUGCACCUUCUUACCAUUGCGUAGUGAAGCCAUUAGAGGAGUUGGUUGAUGAAAAUAACCCUGCAAAUUAUGGUGAAUACAAAUGGGGUGAAUUCUUCAUGACAAGGAGGAUCAGCAAUUUCAAGAAGUUGGACAAGCCUGUGAUUGAGGUUACUGACUUUAAAAAGUCCAAAUAAGCCAGUCUCAUUAGCAUAUCCUAAUUAAUUAAGAAAAUGCUAUGAUGAUGAUGAUGAAAUAAGCCACUUUCAUUGUGAGAAAUUAGAAGUUUGUAAUGCUUUGCUCUAUUGCUCUUGGUUCCUUUUUUA
Messenger RNA from Amborella trichopoda, 1255 nucleotides. Its product is annotated as protein LATERAL BRANCHING OXIDOREDUCTASE 1. The record is from RefSeq and is a predicted model, not a curated record. NCBI's taxonomy places the organism in Eukaryota, Viridiplantae, Streptophyta, Magnoliopsida, Amborellales, Amborellaceae.